Molecule: messenger RNA, 1095 nt
Organism: Rhodofomes roseus
Lineage: Eukaryota; Fungi; Basidiomycota; Agaricomycetes; Polyporales; Fomitopsidaceae
Exons: 1
Coding region: 28-948 (306 amino acids)
Molecular function (GO): nucleosome binding; histone binding
Source: RefSeq, a predicted model, not a curated record
GGCGUGGACGCGGUGCCCGCGGGGGUGAUGGGCACGUCGACGUACGACGCGGACGGGACGCCGCGGAUGACGGUGCACCCGAAGGCGACGCCGGUCGAGCCUGCGCUCCGCGCGUUCCUGGGGCACUUCCACGCGCCGCCGACGGAGCCGAGCACGGAGGUGUUCCGCAGCGCGGUGGGCGGGGGCGGGGGCGCGGGGGAGGGCGGGGACGGCGUCGCGGGCGUGGAGGCGUACCGCGGGGCGAAGGCGGGGACGCUGUGGUUCCUGAGCGUGGGGAUAUUGUGGGACGGGAAGCCGCCGGAGUUCUUCGCGCUGCGCGACGUGGCGCGCGCGGACGGGGAGGGCGAGGACCAGGUGGAGGGCGUGCGGACGCUCAGCGCGACGGGCCGGACGUGCACGGUGGUCGUGCGGCGGGUCGAGCGCGCGCGGGGGACGGACGGGGAGAGCGUGGUGGAGGUCGACUUUGGGAUGGUGGAGGGGAGGGAGCGCGAGGGCAUUGCGCGGUGGGUGCGGAGGUAUCGACACUUGUUCGGGGAGCAAGAGGCGCAGGCGCAGGCCAUGCAGACAGACGGGGCGGGCCCGAGUGGUGCGAACGCCGCGGCGGCGGCGGCGGUGGGGGACGAGGAAGAUGAAGACGACGAGGACUUUGUGGCGUCGGAGUCGGACGGGGGGUCGGCGACGAGCGAGUCGGAAGAGGAUGGGGACGGGGAGGGCGCGGAGAGCGUUGAGGAGGAGGAGGCGGAGGCUUCGGAUGCGGAUGGAGAUGGGUAUGAAGAUGGGGAGGGCGAGCUCGACCCCGCGCACCACCCACUCCUCCGUCCGGGCGCGAUGCCGAAGCGCAUAUCGCGCGCCGCGAUGGAGAUGGUCGUCGGAAUGAUGGAGGGGGACCUCGUCGGUGCCGGCGGCGCGGACGGGGACGAGGACGAAGCGGACGAGUUAGAGGAGUGACGUCCGAGUCGACUCUGGUGGUUCGCGAUACUUACUGUGUAGGACGGGGCGGAAGGGCGGUGGUUCGGAUACGGGUCGGACUCAUCAUCACAUUAUACGUAUGCCUGGUUAGCACGCAUUUUCGAAUUUGAAUACUUUUCAAGUGUG